This is a messenger RNA of Puccinia graminis f. sp. tritici CRL 75-36-700-3, 384 nucleotides long. RefSeq lists its product as uncharacterized. The record is from RefSeq and is a predicted model, not a curated record. Bases 1 to 384 code for a protein of 127 amino acids. The transcript has 2 exons. Lineage: Eukaryota; Fungi; Basidiomycota; Pucciniomycetes; Pucciniales; Pucciniaceae.
AUGUCCUUCUCAAGACCUCUUUCCAUCGCAUUGUCGGAUGCUACUAUUACCGGCACCUGCUCUGAGUCUGAUUCCAUCGACGAGCGUUCGCCAAUUGAUUUCGAUUCCGUCGACAUUUGCUCGCCAGUCGACUACGAUUCCGUCGACAAGCGCUCUCCAGCUCAACCAGGAGACUACUCAAACUUCAGUCCGGCGUUCACCCGAGACAGCUUCUCCCUCAAAGAAAUCCACGACCUCCGAAUACUAAUCACCGACGAACUUAUUCGCUUCGCCAGGAGCAGCGGCGCCACAAAAGAAGCGGACCACAUCCGAAGGUUGAGAUUGUACAGUCGAGUCGAAGACCUAUUCUCAACUGGCCGUCUAUGGAACUUCGAAGGACUUUAA